Molecule: messenger RNA, 2333 nt
Organism: Verruconis gallopava
Lineage: Eukaryota; Fungi; Ascomycota; Dothideomycetes; Venturiales; Sympoventuriaceae
Exons: 6
Coding region: 59-1789 (576 amino acids)
Biological process (GO): transmembrane transport
Molecular function (GO): transmembrane transporter activity
Source: RefSeq, a predicted model, not a curated record
UCGCCAUCUUGCGUGCUUUCCCACUGAGCUUCAAUAUACGAGGCUCUGAUCUUGCGAAAUGGAAUCUUUUGUCAAUCGACUACAGGGACGUCCGGGGCCAAGCGGGCACGAUUUAGUAUCUUUGCCUCUCCACAGCAUGCGGAAUUCGGAGGAAACAACCCUGAACAAUCGUUCUCUCCACGAUGCUGAGGAUGGAGACGACGAUGGGGAUGCUGACCCUCUCCUGCCCUCCGCAGCAGGCACUAUCGAAAGAGUAAAGGCAGAGAUAGAGCACGAACUUGGUUCCUCGGAAGGAGAUACUGGAUAUGACCGCAAGUCGAAAAUCAUCAACAAGGCCAUACAGGAUAUUGGCAUGGGCAAAUACCAGUGGCAGUUGUUUUCUUUGUGUGGAAUGGGGUGGCUUGCCGACAAUCUUUGGAUGCAAGGACUUGCUCUCGUGCUGCCGCAACUGACGCCAGAAUUUGGCGUUUCUGUAUCGCACAUACGAUACACGACCAUGGUCACGUUCAUUGGACUUUCCAUUGGCAGCACUUUCUGGGGCAUUGCAUCAGACAUCAUUGGCCGAAAACCUGCGUUCAACAUCACAUUGUUGCUGUGCGGUUUGUUUGGAACCCUUGUAGCACUGGGCCCUACCUGGGCUAUCACCGCUCUGCUGUUCGCAUGUAUGGGACUAGGAGUUGGCGGGAACCUUCCUGUGGACGGGGCACUAUUUCUCGAGUUUUUACCGUUCGAGUCAAAUAAGCUUCUAACUCUUCUCUCAGUCUGGUGGCCCGUCGGACAGCUAAUCGCUUCAAUUCUCGCCUGGAUGCUCAUCCCGCGUUGGUCCUGCGAUCCUGAGCUGAUUCCUUGCUCGGGUUCAUCUUCCGCGCCAUGUUGCGCAAGCUCUGACAAUAGAGGUUGGCGAUUUUACAUCGCGUCACUCGGUUUAACGACCCUGUUCAUGUUUGUUUGUCGAUUUUUCUUGUUCCGCCUCUAUGAGUCACCAAAAUAUCUGCUCUCACGCGGGCGACAAUCUGAAGCCGUUUCCGUGGUGCAGACCAUUGCAAGGUACAAUGGCACAAACACGUGGCUGACUGAGGACAUACUUGUUGAGUUCGGCGAUGACGUCGAUGACGGUGCACCGAAACUGACGGUGAUGGAAAUUAACAAGCGAAACAUGAGCAAAUUCUCGCUUGAUAAAGUGGGAGCACUAUUUGCCGAUCGCAGACUGGCAAUCACGACUGUGCUGCUGUGGUUUAUGUGGGCUGCCAUUGGCAUGGGAUACCCGCUUUUCAACGCAUUUCUCCCUCAAUAUUUAGAGCACGCUGGGGAAGAUUCUGCCCCUGUCUCGGCUGAUGUUGCUUAUCGAAACUUCUUUAUCACGUCCAUUGCUGCCGUUCCAGGUAGCAUUAUUGCCGCUUACACAGUGGAUGUCAAGAGUCUCGGGCGUAAAGGGACAAUGGCAAUCUCUACACUGAUAAGCGGCGUAUUCCUCUAUCUCUUCAUAGUAUCUGAUGAUCCCACUUACCAAAUGAUUUGUUCUGCUAUAGAAUCAUUCUUCCAAAACGUAAUGUAUGGGGUUUUGUAUGCCUAUACUCCUGAAGUUUUCCCCGCACCUUGCCGUGGCACAGGCACAGGAAUAGCUUCGCUUUUGAAUAGGAUGGCAGGGAUUACGGCGCCUAUCAUAGCUGCGCAAAUGGGAGAGGUACAUCCUUCAGCACCGAUCCUCGCAGCAGGUGCUUGUUAUCUUGCCGCCUCGGUGGCAAUGAUCUUGCUUCCGAUUGAAACUCGAGGUAUACAGAGCCUUUGAUUCGUUAGGCAUCUUCUGCUGGUCGAUUAUCGGAGAUAUCGUUCUGCAGAACGGCUCGGAGCCUACUGAAACAUGCAUGUCCAUGCUGUUUCUAGCAAUUACAUGGUUAGAGUACCGAAGGAUUAUUUCAGAGAUAUUACUAUUAAAGCUCUGGUAUGAUCAGCUGAUCUACAUAAUAUGGGACAAUGAUCUGAUGUAGAGAUAGAUUGUAACCCAAUAGCGAUACCCAACCCUAACUUCCUUUGGAGACUUCGAGCCGUAUCUCAUGGGCGUCAUGAAGCGUGGACUUUGAUGGCAUAUUUGUGCUGGGGUCCAGCAAAUUUGGCCCCCUUGCAGACAAACUCUAUACAGCGCGUUCGAGUAAGAUAGCGCUGUGCAGAGGGUGAAUUCAGUGAAUAAGAACGUAGAAUUAUUUCCGGUUGUAAGAUUAUUUGAUCGAGAACUUUGUUGGACAGGGAGAGAGCCAAUAUCCUCAAGAUCACUAUUUAUGUAGCGUAGCAGAAGAAGAAGAAGAAGAAGAAGAAGAAGAAGAAGAAGAAGAAGA